Sitodiplosis mosellana (orange wheat blossom midge) is the source of this 3680-nucleotide messenger RNA. RefSeq names its product protein apterous. Gene Ontology annotation, molecular function: RNA polymerase II transcription regulatory region sequence-specific DNA binding; DNA-binding transcription factor activity, RNA polymerase II-specific. The transcript is spliced from 8 exons. Gene Ontology annotation, cellular component: nucleus. The record is from RefSeq and is a predicted model, not a curated record. Bases 1220 to 2626 code for a protein of 468 amino acids. NCBI's taxonomy places the organism in Eukaryota, Metazoa, Arthropoda, Insecta, Diptera, Cecidomyiidae. Gene Ontology annotation, biological process: neuron differentiation; regulation of transcription by RNA polymerase II.
AUGAUGCGCAUGCGUUCGGUUCGUUGCAAAGAGUACGCACGCGAUUAUUGAAAAACACUGAAAACAUAUUCGAACGAAUAUUACGUACGACAUUCGAUUCGGAAAACAUAAAAUCGUAUUCGCAUAAAAUGUGAAGAAAAAAAAAUCGACGACGAAAAAUUUGACAAAACAAAAAAACCAAGCGAAGAGAAGAAAUAUUCAUCAAAGGAAAAAAAUAAAUAAAUAAAAUUAAAUAAAAACAUUGAGUUUGUAGUUUCGAUAAAUGUGUCAAGUGGCUAGUGUUUGAAUUGAUUUUGUGUGAGACGCGCGAUUACGCGAUUUUUUUCUAUUCAAAAGACGGAAGAAAUACAGCGACAACAGAAGGAAAACACAAAUAACGAAAAACUACACAACAACAAGAGCGAGCUAGAAAAAUAUAAGAAACGCCGCAGUAGCAGCAGAAGAAUAUAUAUGUAUAAAAUUUGAUAGCCAUUGCGACAAACUCUAAUUCCACUGCACCGAUAAGAAGAUAAAUAAAAGAAGUAUUUGUUUACAUAAUUAGAAUAAUCGUUGUCGUAUGCAGUGCAUGAUAAACACUUCAGCAAAUAAGUCCGUGAAGCCUUCGAAUGUGGAGGCAAAUAGUACGAGAGCCGACUAGCGCCAGAAUUUAAGAAAAUCUUCUACUUCACUCAGCCACGCGAGAGUGCUAUUGAAGUUGACGACUUCCAAUUUGCACAUUCAACUCAUAUGAUCGACGAAUGUUGGUUUUUAUUUCGUCGCAAUCAUUUUGUUUGCCCGAAAUAAUCGGUGGCAUUUGACAAAAGAAAGUGGACACUGUGCAUAGGAAUUUACGAACCAAUUCACAGUUUUCAAUUGUUGUGGAAAUGCAAUUUCAAGUGUUUGAAUUGACUGCUAUAGUGUGAAACGAACUAGGAAAAAAUGGAUAAUUGUUGAAUUUUCAAAAAAAAAAAAAAAAAAUUGUUGUUUUGAACCCAAAAAGUAUGAAGAAAAGUUUUCUAUUUGUUCUCAAGCAGUGAUACCCAAAACCGAAAAGUAAAACUCUCAACGAACGAUCAAUCGAAUUCAAAGAAAAAGUGUUCGAUCGGCUUUUUUUUUUUUUUCGGCUAUCGAUAUUUGUGCGUAUUCCGUUCCAGUGGCUCACGAUAAUCUGAUCAGUUUCGAAGGAUCACGGUUUCGUGACCCGUUGCCAAGUAUUGGUGAAGCGGUAUCAGAGAAGCACAUGGGCGUGUGUACUGAAGAGCGCCCUGUGAUGCAUUGGCAGCAGAGCGCAAGAUUUCUGGGUCCAUCGCGAGAACGAAGUCCCACAUUGCCCGGUUCGUUGGCUGGACAAUGUGCUGCAGCUAAUAACAAUCACCCGUUACAUCGACCGUGCGCGUCAUGCUCAACCGACCUGUGCGAACAUCAUGCGACCAAAACAUUCGGUCCCAGUCCCAUAUUCAAUGAAUCUUGUCGAAGUUACGAAACAACGGAUCGAUCCAUAUUUGAUGAAUCAGGCAUCGGAUUCACAGACUCGCACAUUGACAAUCGGAUAGAAUGCACGGAGCUGGUGAAUAGCGGGAAAACGUAUGUUCAAAUGAAAUCGGAACCAGGCGGCGGUGCCAGCAGCCCCGAAUCGUCCGCAGAAACCGGCGGUGGACCCGACGAUUGUGCUGGAUGCGGCCGUUUGAUACAGGAUCGAUUUUAUCUAUCAGCUGUUGAGAAACGAUGGCAUGCUGCAUGCCUUCAGUGUAAUGUAUGCCAGCAACUUCUUGAAGGUGAAACGUCAUGUUUUUCACGUGGUGGAAAUAUUUAUUGCAAAUCGGACUACUACAGGUUGUUCGGCCCAAAAAGAUGUGCACGUUGUUUGGCCUCGAUAAGUUCCUCAGAGCUCGUGAUGCGUGCUCGCCACUUAGUAUUUCACGUAAGAUGUUUUUCAUGUACCGUGUGCAAUUCACCGUUAACGAAGGGCGAUCAGUUUGGUAUGCGUGAUUCGUUAAUCUAUUGUCGAUCACAUUAUGAAAUUGCAUUGGAAUCACCGACAACGACAUCCACACCGCUGGGCAUGACAUGCCAGUAUUCACAGUACGGAUCAUCACCGAAUGGUCACACAAGCCCAAGUAGCAGCGAAAAUGCGGCCAUGAAAAUGGGCCCAUCGAGCGGCUACUUCGGACCGCCAACACCGCAUUCAAUGACCGGUGGUUUACCACAAACGCCACGCCAAAAAGGACGUCCACGAAAACGAAAACCAAAAGACAUCGAAGCGAUGACCACAAAUUUGGAUUUGAACUCGGAGUAUUUGGAGUUGGGUUUUGGACGCGGUGGUCCAUUGAGUGCGGCAUCACGAGCUAAACGGAUGCGAACCUCAUUCAAACAUCAUCAAUUACGAACCAUGAAAUCGUACUUUGCAAUCAAUCACAAUCCCGAUGCAAAAGAUCUGAAACAAUUGUCACAGAAGACUGGAUUGCCUAAAAGAGUUUUACAAGUUUGGUUCCAAAAUGCAAGGGCGAAAUGGCGGCGCAUGAUGAUGAAACAAGAUGGAAAAGGUAGUGAUAAAGGUGACGGUUCACUAGAUUUAGAUAGCUACAGUCAUAGCCCAACAUCGUUUAUAAUGGGGGUCGGACCACCCAGCCCUAAUUCAAUUGAUUAACAGUUGAAUUUAAGGCAAUGCUUAAUCGGAUUGAUCUCAUUGCACGAACGAAUUCUAUAGCUACAAUCAGCUGAUGUGUGCCGUUUGUAUGCACUCGCAAAAUAUAAGUAAAUCACAACACUAAACUACCAUAAACAAAGUACAUCAAACAGAAGAAGAAUAAGAAAAAGAAAAGAAGCCAACACAAACACACAACCAAAUACAUAUAUACACGAGAGACCACAACAACAACAACAAUAACAACAAUAACAUCACAUGGGAAGCAAAUCAAGCAGGAUGGAGUUUAUUUAGGACAAAUGACAAAUAAGUAUGAAUGAAACACGGCAUGCAAAAUAAACAUAAACAUAAACUAAACCGAUCAGAUCAUGCAACGAUUUAAAGUAUUUCAAGUACCCUAGUUCAGUUUGGAACGUGUAUCGCACAUUUUGUGCGAUUUCAAAAUAAAUGAGAAUUGUUUUUUUUCUCGUAAUUUUCUUUCAAUUUGGUCGUUUUGGCUAGAUAGUUUUUAUUUUUAUUGGAAGGGCACUAUUCGCACUACACUAGAGUUAUUCAACAUUUAUUCAAACAAAAACGUAAAAGAAACAAGAAUCUAGCGAAAGCAGGCUAUUUAUUUUUCCAAAUGUCAAUCCGUCGAGAAGACGCAAAAAAAAAAAAUUUUGUUUUAAGGAUAAUUCAGGGAUAUCAUUUUUCAAAUCAUCGUAUGGCCCUCUUUUUACACUUGUAUCAAAUGCACAGCGUUGAAAUUGUUGCCACACAGCCACAUCCUUAUCAUUAGAAAAAAAUUUAGUUUCGCCACAUUGAAUCGCACGGGUGAACUGAAUUCGAAAUGUAUUCCUGUGAAAUUCAGAGACCAAACCUAUAUUCUAUAUUUCGAUCAUCAUACUACUUAAAAAAAUAUCGCACAACAAUUGCGCACUCUAACUCGCACCAGCAACAAAAACACACACACAAUAUAGAAUCGACAAUGGACGAAAAAUCAGUGAAAGUUUUUCUUUUGUUUUAAAUUGUACGUUUAAUUUGUAAUUUAUUUUAAAUCCUAUUUCCUUCUCCACCC